This is a messenger RNA of Aspergillus tanneri, 366 nucleotides long. RefSeq lists its product as uncharacterized. The transcript has a single exon. Lineage: Eukaryota; Fungi; Ascomycota; Eurotiomycetes; Eurotiales; Aspergillaceae. The record is from RefSeq and is a predicted model, not a curated record. Bases 1 to 366 code for a protein of 121 amino acids.
AUGAACCGUAUUUCAUUAUUCAAGACUCCUGUUAACUUUGAACACGAGUGUAUUCUCCAACGUAGUGAUGAAAACAAGCAGUUCCUUGAUUUACUCCAGCAGAUCUUUCAGUUCAAUCCUACGCAGCGUAUCACCGCUAGAGAGGCGCUCAAAUACUUUGAAAAGCGUAACCCAAACUUCCAAAUGACCACUCCUCUAUCAAUGGUGAAGGCGCAAGGGUUGAUCUGGAAGAUGAGGACGGCGAACGCCGCUCUAUUGUGCUGCCUACAACGGUCACCAAGAGGCAGGGCGGCAGCUUUUGAGGAUUACGGCGAAGUCAACCAUAGAGACAAAAAUGGCCAAACCCCACGAUUCGCACUAUUUUAA